Molecule: messenger RNA, 1800 nt
Organism: Zasmidium cellare ATCC 36951
Lineage: Eukaryota; Fungi; Ascomycota; Dothideomycetes; Mycosphaerellales; Mycosphaerellaceae
Exons: 2
Coding region: 1-1800 (599 amino acids)
Biological process (GO): GPI anchor biosynthetic process
Cellular component (GO): endoplasmic reticulum
Source: RefSeq, a predicted model, not a curated record
AUGAAGGUGACGGAUCUGUUCAAAGUCGAAACCCUCGACACUCGCUUUGCCUCGUCGACUGGCCAGCCUCGUCCGGACGCCCAGCCUGCACGAUGGAACACCCCCGAAUACUGGUUGUACGGCCUCUGCUUCGCUUCCAUCCCAAUCUUGAUGUUCAAGGCGGUAUAUGAUGUCUCGAGACCGGAACACCCUAGCUAUGAACACUAUGACGACCUCCUCUCCCCAGGCUGGAUACCUGGAAGGAAAGUCGACAACUCGGACGCACAAUAUGCUGGAUUUCGCGAGAACAUCCCUUACAUGGCUCUACUUCUUGUGCUACACCCAUUAUUGAGAAGAGCUUAUGAGGCCAUUUCAUCUCCGAAAAGAAUUGAAGGUGCGAAUGGUGUGAAACCACACUCUGGAGCCGUCUCUUCCAAAUCUGCGGACGACAGGAAGGAAACACGAAUCUUUUUCGACGUUGUCUUUGCCGUCAUAUUUCUGGUGGCACUGCAUGGCGUUUCAGCUCUGAAAAUCUUCUUUAUCCUCUAUCUGAACUACCAGAUUGCGACUACAUUGCCACGUCAAUACAUUGGUACCACGACCUGGGUGUUCAAUAUCGCUCUGCUUUUUGCCAACGAACUCUGCCAUGGCUACAAAUUCGCAGACAUUGCUGCAGCAGCACUUCCCCCCACCACGACUGCUGCUGAUAAGCCACUUGAGGACAAUUGGGGAACCUGGAUCGACAGCUAUGGCGGCCUCAUUCCACGAUGGGAGAUUCUGUUCAACAUUACAGUCUUGCGACUGAUAUCCUUCAACUUUGACUAUCUUUGGUCGAUGAAUCGAAGAGCCAGCAGCCCAAUCGAGAAGAAAAACCUCGAUCCUGGAUCUCUUUCAGAGCGAGAUCGUGUUGCAUACGGAGCACAACCGUCUGACUUCACUUUCCGCAAUUACAUCGCGUACAUCCUAUACUCGCCGUUGUACCUUGCUGGACCCAUCGUCAACUUCAACGACUACAUCUCCCAAUGUCGAUACCCACUCCCAACGAUCUCCACAAGUCGCAUCAUUCCAUACGGCAUUCGCUUCGGGCUCUGUUUACUUUGCAUGGAACUUUGUCAACACUACUUGUACGCAGUCGCUAUAUCCAAGUCGAAUCCGGACUGGAAUGUGUACACACCAUUUCAACUAAGUAUGCUGGGAUACUUCAACCUACACAUCAUCUGGCUGAAGCUUCUUCUCCCGUGGCGCUUCUUCCGAUUCUGGUCUCUCGUGGAUGGCAUAGACCCACCUGAGAACAUGGUCCGCUGCAUGUCGGACAACUACUCGGCUCUGGCUUUCUGGCGAGGAUGGCAUCGAUCCUUCAAUCGAUUUGUCGUUCGUUACAUCUAUGUUCCUCUUGGAGGAAGCGAGCACUCCAGGCUGCGUCAUAUUGUCAAUUAUCUCGCCGUCUUCACCUUCGUCGCACUCUGGCACGACAUCAACCUCCGGUUACUCAUGUGGGGAUGGCUCAUCACGUUAUUCGUCCUACCAGAGGUACUAGCAACACUUGCCUUUCCCGCGAAGAAGUGGAAAGAUCGACCAAAUCAGUACAGGUGGCUGUGUGGUGUGGGGGCUGUUGCAAACAUCCUCAUGAUGAUGGCAGCGAAUCUUGUUGGGUUCGCUGUUGGGUUGGAUGGCUUGAAGGGCCUGGUCGAUGGCAUAGUUGGGACCUGGGGUGGCCGAGCCUUUCUCCUCGCUGCAUGCGCCACGCUAUUUGUCGGCGUGCAGGUCAUGUUUGAGGUCCGCGAAAGCGAGAAGAGGCGGGGCGUGAACAUGAAAUGCUAA